GGUGGGCUAACCGGCUAACCCCAACACAAUAUUCCCUCACGAAUAUUGCUUUGUCACUUUGAAAUCACUAUCCAGUGCAAGCAUAUGAGCCACAAGUAUUGUGAAAAUACCUUUCACCUCUCCCGCUUUUGCUCUUUUAGCGUUUUCUGACGCUUUCAACGCCGAGGGGUGCCGGUGACGUCACAGCCGAAGCGAAGUGAGCAGACAACAAACAGCAGCGACAACCUAAAAAAGAGAAAAACAACGGAUUUUAAGGAAAAAGGAUCAGUUUGAGGUUGGAACUUUCUUGGGCGAAUGGAGAACAUCCAACGGGAUCUCCAUGGAGUUCUCUUUAAAGCACUGAUCUAGCGCAGGCUUUGGCAGGCAUUGUUCUGCUUCCCAUUCGUUAAAUUAAGCAACGAAAGGGUUGCACAGGGAUGCCGGUAGUGUCACCAGUCAUACUUCAUCAGUAAACCAACUGAUAAUCAUGGGAGUACAUGGACUGUGGAAAUUACUGGAGGCAGCCGGGAAGCCGGUCCCCUUGGAAACGUUAGAGAACAAAGUUUUAGCUGUCGAUGUUUCUAUUUGGCUGCAUCAAAUGAUGAAGGGGUAUCAAGAUUCCCGUGGCGCACCUCUGCCAAAUGCACACCUUCUUGGCUUAUUCCAUCGUGUCUGCAAAUUACUGUUUUACCGAAUAAAGCCUGUCUUUGUUUUUGAUGGUGGUGUGCCCCUUCUGAAAAAACAAACCAUUGCUGCCCGAAAGAAAUUGAAGAGUCAAGCCACCAAUAAUGCAGCUGAAGCCAAAGAGAGAUUGCUCAAAAUCCUUGUGAAACGAAAAGCUAUACGUCAUAUUCUUGGCGAUCCAAGUGCCCCUACUGAAGCAACAGCUGAUGAUGGAUCGAAAGAUGAUAUGUUUCAUCUCCCUCCUCUCCCGAGUGAAGAAAUGGGCAGUUCAGAUGAUGAAACGAACAACAAACUACAGUCAUUUAUGGAGAGCAGCAUGUCAGAUGAUGACAGCGAAUCUGAAACGAAACCUACUUCACAGCAGAUACAUGGCAUUAAAUUUGAUUUGCAUUCUCUGGACGUUAACAGUGAGGAGUUCCUCUCACUUCCCCCAGAUGUUCGACAUGAUAUUCUCAGUGAUCUGAAAGAAACUCGCAAACAGAACUCAUGGGGGCGGCUCCAUGAAAUGCCAGAGGAAUCUGGAGAUUUUUCAAAUUAUCAGCUAGGCCGCCUCUUGAAACGACGUAAUGUACAAGUGUCUUUGGAGCAAGCUGAAAAGGAAAUGGGAGGAAAAGUCAUGAGGAUGAGUGAACUUCAAGAGUUGAUGGCUGCCCAAGGUGUUGAUAUCAUAGAAGAUAAUCCCAUGCUAGAUAAUGCUUCUCACAGGAUCGCAUCAGAUUCCACAACACGAUUUGUUCUUUGUAAAGAGCCUGGUCCUGCACCACAAAGCUCGCUGAGUGCUGAAAACUCUAUUUCUGCAGAUAUUGUUUCUGCGGAUAUCGCAAAUGCCAAAACAGAAGAUAACCCAUUGUACAAUGAGCAAGUCGAAUUCAUUGCUCAGAUGGCUGAAAAUAUGAUUCAGAAACUGACCAAAAAUAAAGAAAAGCCAAAGUUAGAUCCUGAGGUUGCUGCAAAAGAUAUUGUAGGCAAGAUGCUGACCAGUGAUGAGUCAGCACCAGGUCCCAGCCAGAGCAAGGGCACUGCUGACAUUAAAAUUUUGGCAGAUAGUUGGUCCUCUGAUGAUGAGUCUGUAGCUUCUGAUAAACUGGGAAAGGGAUCAUCUAUAAUAAAAACUGAAUUGCCUGAAGAGGAUGUCAAUGAAAUUAAGGACUCUGCUUCCCCCUCCAGUACCAUGGAUGAGGCAAUGGAGUCUGACUCCAAUGAUUCGGACGAUAGAGAGUCAAAGUUUGAAGUAAUUGAUUUUGAGGCAGAAACAAAGGAAAUGACAAAUCCAAGUGUUGCAAGUGCAAAAGAUGUACAAAUCUUGAAUGGAAACAAGGAGACGCUGGAAAUAGUCAUACGUCCUGAUGAAAGUCCAGAUGAUGAUGAUAUUUUUGCAGAUGUAUUUCAAAGUAAUCUUGAAAAGAAGGACCAAAAUCCGGUUAUUUCUAUGGCUGCAACAAAACCUGAAGAGAAGAAAAAGAAAAUCGAAAUAAUUAUAGACCCUACACACAAGCCUGACGAAAAUGAUUUAUUUGCAGAUGUUUUUCAAACACCUGUUAGUUCUGUGAAAGUAACAGAAUUAGAUGCUGUGGAUAAUACUAAACCACCAUCCAGAGACAUAGAAAUUAUUUCAGUUAAUAAAGACAAGAGGGUUCCUGAACAAGAUCUAAUUGUUGAUGCCCAUAUCAAUAAAACUGUUAAAGUCAAAGAGGAACAAAUGGAUGAUCCUAUGGAACAGGAUUUUGAUCGAAAUGAGUCAUCGGAUGUAGAAUCUUCAGAAUCAAAUGUAGCAGAUGAUUCACCUGCAGUCAAUUCAAGUACCGCGCCUUCAUCAUCAUUUUUGAAACCACCAACAUCUUUAGAAUUAAAUGAAAUGGAGGCAUCACUUCAAGUGGAACAAACUGAGCUGCAAAAGGAGAGAGGGCGUCAGGAAAGACUUGCAGCCAGCAUAACAGAUCAAAUGUGUGUGGAAGCACAGGAGUUACUUCAAUUGUUUGGGGUACCCUACCUUGUUGCCCCAAUGGAAGCUGAAGCGCAGUGUGCGUUUCUUGAUUCUAUUUCUUUGACAGAGGGUAGUAUAACUGAUGAUAGUGAUAUUUGGUUGUUUGGUGGUAAAAAAGUGUACAAGAACUUUUUCAAUCAGAAUAAGCACGUACUCCAGUUCACAUCGUCUAACAUUAACCACUACUUCAAACUUUCUAGAGAGCAGCUAAUCCAACUAGCACUGUUGGUAGGGAGUGACUACACCACAGGUAUCCAAGGAAUAGGUCCUGUUACUGCUCUAGAAAUUGUGGCAGCAUUUCAGAGCAAAAUGGAGUCUGAUCCAGUGCAGAAUGCUAUCAAGGGUCUGAGUCGCUUCAGAGACUGGUUGAAUUCUGGUCGACCUCAUAAAACACAUAGUUUAGGACUUCUAGACAAAAAGCUUAAAAAUGUGAAGUUUGCUGAGGGUUUCCCAAGUCAAGCAGUUGUUGAAGCAUACAUGCGGCCGUCUGUGGAAGACUCUCAAGAGACCUUCUCAUGGGGAACACUAGAUUUGCCUGCUCUGAGAGAGUAUGCCAGGUCCAAGUUUGGGUGGCCUGUCUCCAAGACAGAUGAAAUUUUACUCCCUGUGUCAAAAAGGUGGAAUGAUAGAGCGAGUCAACGCAAAAUCGACUCCUAUUUUAACUUUCAACCUCAUCUGGUUGAAGGAUUAAGUAAAAUGAGCAAACGAGUGCAAAAGGCAGUUACGCAAAUGGAGGCCGAUGAUAGUGAUAGUGUUGAUGAUCCAGAUCCUAAGCCAUCUACUGCACCCAAGAAAAAGAAUCCAAGACAAAAGCGUCAGGAAGAAACUCAAGGGAAUAAACCAAAGAGAGUUAGAAGUCAAGUCAAAAAGGUUCCAUCAAACAAUGAAUUUGAGAGUGAAAUGGAUUCUGUAAGCGAAAGUCUUAAGCAGAAAACCGUUACUAAAAGUAAAGCUAAGGAGUCUGAAGAACUGCCUGUUAGAGCUCCUACUGUACCUCGGGAGAGAAGCUCUACAGGAGUUAAGCGUGUUGGAGUCAAAUCUGUCAAAGCUACAGAAAGAAAUCCUCUUAUUGACCAAUCAAAACCUUCAGCACCAAAUAAGCCAUCAACUUCCAUUAAAUCUUCCACUGAAAAGCCUACCAGGAAGAAUGUUAGAAGGGCCCCUGUAAAAAGAAAGAAUGCUGCAUCUGACAGUAUUGAAGAGGAAACCCUUGUAGAAAACGAUUCUGAACCAACCAGCUCUCUCCCCCAACCUAGCACCAGUCGUGCACAGAGUCAACUUAGUGAAGCAAGUACCUCUGAGCAGCAACCCUGCUCAAGCCAACACAGUGAUGGUUUUGAAGGCCUGAAUGUGUCCUCAGACCUAGCUGCUCUGUCAGAAAUGAACUGGGAAGAUGAUCCCUGGCACAACCAUGUAUCUGAAGAGGAAACCCGACCAAAAUUGUUUUUUGGUGGUAUUCGGCCGAACAAACCAAGAAAGCCAGCAAGAAGCAGUAGGCAAGUUGUUCCUGCACAGAGCACUGAUACCCGCGGUGUUCGUCCAGGGUGGGUAACUCAGGAGAGAAUGGAAAGCAGAGCAGCUUGGGUUGAUUCAAGUCUUAGGAAGAAAGAAGAAUCAAUACCCCAGCGUGAAAGAGAUCAGAGAGCAUUGGAGGAGGCCAAAAUGAAAGCUAUUGCUUUGGUCAAAGCCACAGAGGCUAAGCAAGCAUCUCGUUUGUUGGGAAGAACUUCCAAGAGAGGCCGUGCAAAGGCCAGGCCAGCUCGUAAGGUUUUGCCUGAGCACAAUUUAUCUGAAAGUAGCAGCGAUGAAUGAAGUUAUUUUCUUUUCUAUAUUACUUUUUUGUAAAAAUUCGUAAAUUUCUUCUGAUUAGCACUAUUGUAAUAAUUUGUGUACUGUAAUGUGAUAAUAAAAUAUUUUUAAGUGUA
Messenger RNA from Thrips palmi, 4572 nucleotides. It is a transcript of the gene mus201, whose product is annotated as DNA repair protein complementing XP-G cells. The transcript has 11 exons. Gene Ontology annotation, cellular component: nucleus. Gene Ontology annotation, molecular function: single-stranded DNA binding; DNA endonuclease activity. The record is from RefSeq and is a predicted model, not a curated record. The coding region runs from base 467 to 4459 and encodes 1330 amino acids. Gene Ontology annotation, biological process: nucleotide-excision repair. Lineage: Eukaryota; Metazoa; Arthropoda; Insecta; Thysanoptera; Thripidae.